AUGGCCUCCGAGCGCAGCCUCCUCACGCUGCGCAGCGCGGUCCUCACACCCGAGAACUUCCCGGACUUUGGUGCCUUUGUGAGCCUCGACGCUACUCCCAGGGACCUGGCUGUGCAAAACAACAAGCUGGUGUCUGGUGGCCGACUGUCGAAGGGCAAGGGCAAGGGCAAGGGGAAGGGCAAGGGCAAGGGCAAGAGCGACGGUGAGACCAAGAUGCUGCAGGACGGCCUGCUGCCGUGCCUCCCGUACAUGCGGCCCUCCUGGCCGCCCCGAAGUGCCGAAGAGGGCAGCAACCGCGGCAACCGCGACAGUUCCGUCAUGGUGAACGGGAACGUUUUCGAGCAGAUGGGCCGUCAGACGCUUGGGCCGGCGGAGGUGGUGGUGUACAUCAGCGAGGUCGAUAUCAACCAGAGACGGAUGAAGCUUUCACUACAGCCGCGCCUGACAUUCGAGGAGCUACGCAUCGGGGGCAAGCACGAGGGCAUCGUUGUGGACACCUCGCAUUUGGGGCUGUUCGUCGCCCUGUCCGACAACUUGGUAGGCCUAUUGCCUCGUGCGCAGCUGGGCGUCGGAGCCUUCGCCGAGGGUCCGGAGGAGGACGGAUGGUACCGCCGCAGCGUGUACAAGCGCGGAGACAUUGUUACCGUGUGGGUGUUGCGGAAGGCGCUGGCGGAUGCCAAUUCCCGGCGCCCAUACAAGAUCGACCUGACCAUGGACAAGUACAACGAGGAGCUGAGCAGCCAUUUCUUGAAGAGCAGCCUGAAGGUGCUGGAUGCCGGAGCCUCGGGUCGCCAGCCGGGCGCCGAAGAUCCCGAAGUCUCCAGCAAGACAGCCAUGCAGAUGAAGUUCGAAGAGACCUUCGAUGCUGAGGAUAAGUUCUUCCUGAUUAAGAACAACCGCCUCAUCAAGGAUGCCAUGUCGCAGUAUCCGGAACUUGUGAUCGACUACACCACCGACCCUCCUCCCCCUCCGCAGGAGACCACCAAGACGAAGAACUUCGACUUCAGUCUCAUCGAGGGUUGGAGUGUCCAGAGGAUCACCGAGGAGCACAAGCGCUUGUGUGACAAGCAGCAUAACUUCGAAGAGAAGGCGCAGGGGGCCAAGCCCCUCAGCAAAGAGGAGGAGAGGCUGCUGACUGUUCUCAAGAAGAAGGUUGAGCAGUGGGGCAACGAGUACUAUGAAGGUGUCUGCAAGAAGAUCGAGAGGAAUCAAAAGUUCAUUGAGGAUAUCCAGCGAAAGAUCAAGGAGGAGCGCGACAAGUACCCCUACAAGUCCAUCAUCGACCUAGACAAGUUCCGGGAGGUUUCUCAACGCAUCGCGGAGAAGGGCUACCACGAGCGCUGUUGUUUCGUGACCAGGCUCUGCUACAAGGAGGACGUGCUUGGUGUAGGCCUUGAGAUCGUCCCCGAGUCAGACACUGGCCGCAAGAUCUUCAAGUGCUCCUUCGACCUCCUCUCGAAGGAGGCCUUCAAAGAUUUCGGCAUCCGCUCCGGUGUGUGGAAGGAGAAAGUGGAGUUCUGGCUCCCCCUCGCCAUCGACGCCAGGCACUUCCGCCGUGCCCUUCCCUACCUGGCCGAAUGCUUCCGACAGCUCGGGGAUGGGAAGGUGGAGGCCGCGACCCGCAGCUACGGCACGCAGGCGGGCAGUGGGAUCAAGAGCCUUCGGGCCAACCUCCGCGAGCUCCAGCGGACGGGUCAGAAGAUGGUCAGCCUGGACGAGUACAAGAAGCAGAAGGCCCAGCCGGAGAAGGAGAAGCCCAAGCCAGAGGCGGAGGAGAAGACUCAGCCAGUUGGGCUUCCCCCUGUGGCGAGCCUCACAGAGGCCGACGUGGCCUACGGCUUGGAGGUCUUGCCGAAGUUGAUGAACUUGCAGACCGUCCAACUGAUGAAAGGUGAUCUCCACCUUUCCACGAAAGCCUUAGAGGGCUACAUGGGCUUUCACCACCUCUUGCUCUCCAUCCUUCGCCAGUACCCUUCACUGCAGGCUCAGGUGGAGUCGAAGAUCGGGACUUUCGUACGGUCUGAGGCGGGCCGAACGAAGCAAAGCUGCCCGAACCUAGGGGAGUUCCUUUGCCUGCUGGCUGUUUCCAAGAAGUACACCUGGGACGACGUUUCUGCUGCUGUGCUCAAAGAGACGUUGGAUCGGAACGCAAGCUGGGCUUUGGACAAGUACCCGUCUCUGGCUGGCUUUGGUACAAGCCCGGAGAACAGACUGGAGCGUACCUUCAAGGCCAGCAUGGUUUCGAUCCGACUUCUUUGCUUCAACGUCUGGUUCCUGCGCAACGUGGUCUUCAAACGCUACGGGGCGCAGGCAACGUCGGCGGAGAUUCUUGCGGCAGAGCAGCGGGGCGGCCCGGGUGUGAGCUGCACCGACAUGCGCUGGGCAGAGUACGAGGAGCAGAAGGGCAUUCCGCGGCCAGAGGAGAUCAACAUGCUACAGGAGCAGAUGAGGAGGACGCUGCACGGCAACGGCCUGAACAGCUGGUCCGAAUAUUUCGUGAACCUGAACCUCCAGCCGCUGAAAGCGGAUGAGCUUUCACAGCUGCUGGUCAUGAGCCUCCACGAUUCGGUCCGGAAGGGCUACAUCCCUCUCUGGAAGAUGCGGGCGCUUCAGCAGAGGAAUCAGCAGGAGAAGGCCCCCAAGACUAACGACUACCUCGGCGCUGACAUGGACAAGUACGACAACAUGCACACCACGAAAGGAGGCGGCGACAGAUGGUGA
Molecule: messenger RNA, 2721 nt
Organism: Symbiodinium sp. CCMP2592
Lineage: Eukaryota; Dinophyceae; Suessiales; Symbiodiniaceae
Source: the annotation of a GenBank genome assembly